Messenger RNA from Gadus morhua (Atlantic cod), 2765 nucleotides. It is a transcript of the gene samd7, whose product is annotated as sterile alpha motif domain containing 7. The record is from RefSeq and is a predicted model, not a curated record. Bases 658 to 2235 code for a protein of 525 amino acids. Gene Ontology annotation, cellular component: nucleus. Gene Ontology annotation, molecular function: histone binding; chromatin binding. The transcript has 9 exons. Lineage: Eukaryota; Metazoa; Chordata; Actinopteri; Gadiformes; Gadidae. Gene Ontology annotation, biological process: negative regulation of DNA-templated transcription.
GUGCACGUACGAGCGUGUGUGUGUAUGUGUGUGUGUGCUAGGACGACGCAGAGGGCGGACGGAUGGACGUCGACCAUACCGGGCGCCAUCGGAGGAGGAAGCUAAGUGUUUAGGUGUCUUAACCGCGGGCCUAAAGUGCUAACAAGGGAUUAGUGAGGUAAAUGUUAAAAGAGGUUUAGCAGCUCCAUGCUUAAGGGGGCCAGCAGCGUUGCUCCAGUAAUUACACAUGAGAGGCGAGAUGCAGAGCCGAGCAGUUGGCCGGCAGAUCACAUGUGAUGUCAGUGCAGGGACGGCUUACCGCAGGAGAUAAGGCCAGCUAAUGGAGAUGAAAUAAAUCUGUAUUUAAAAAGUAUUUUUUUUUAAGUUAAGGCAGUUAGCUGGCCCGCGAGAACGGUAAAGGGGCCACUGGGGUAGUUGUAAGCGAGGCAAGGCCCUGAUCAGUCGGUGAAGUGAGCGAGGUGAAGUGUAGGACGUUUUAACUUCCUUGAGGGAAACCUGUGAUAAGAGUGUGGCCGGGAAACCAGCACCUGAUUCCUGAGCAGCAUAUUUUCAAUUGCUUUAGCUUUUGGGUUUUGGGAUCGAGAUUGACCACAUUUGUACUGCUGCUAACUGGUGUGAAUUUGAGGCUUCGACCACUGUUUGACGGAGGGGGCCGUCAUGACACCGCGGGAGCAGCUGAGGAAGAUGACGGCACUUGGUGAGCAGGGGGCGCUGGAUGAGAAGCACUGGUACCGCCUGGUGAACGGCAUGUCCGCCGGAGAGCUGAGGCAGAGGCAGGAGAUGAUCAUGAGGAACCAGAUGGCCAUGGCUCCACAGAUACUCAGCCAGGGGCAGCAGAGAAUGCACGGGGUCCCCACACAGUUUGAGCCCCGCUUCAUGGAGAGGGAGAUGGUGCCCCCCACAGAGAUGGUAUCUUCUGAAGCCAGACAAAUGCACAUGGCAAACCACCUCGGCCAGCCACUCAUGCCACAUGCCAACGUUCAUCCUGGAAGAAACUUUUCAGGAGCAGCAGGCUAUGGCUUCUUGCCCUCCGAACCCAUGGAAACUGUUGCCCGGCGACAGGAGCUCAUUCAUAAGCAGAACAUAGCCAGGAUGGAGAUGAACGCCAUCCUGCACCAGAAGGAGCUGGAGAAUGCCCACCAGAAGGGGCUGAUGGGAAUGGAGAACCCUCUCAUGUACCAAGCCAACGCCAUGGCCUUCAGGGGCCGCCAGCGCAUGCCCGACGGCCACGACGUCUUCGUGGACCGGCCCUCCCUGGAAGACCUGCACUCCAACAGCAUGGUCAUGUCUUCCAGCCCCUACCCGCCCAUUGGCACCGUGCAUCGGGAGCGAGGGCGUCGGGUGGGGAGGCGGCCCGCCAGCCACAAGAGCACGGAGAGCCACAUGGCCAGCCUGAAGGGCCACGUCGAGGAUAAGGGCGUGGAGCGGAGCCCGGGGACGGCGUCCGGCGAGGAGAAGGACGCGGAAGCAAAGGGUGACGCGGGCGAGGAGGCCGCCGCCCACAAGACGCACCUGCCCAUCAAGAUGGAGUCAGAGCUGUCGGCGGCGGCGAGGAAGAACUACAAGGACGCGGAGCAAGGCCUGAGGAAAGCCUGCGGCAACGGCCAAGACGGCUGCCCGGACGCGGCCAGCAGUGCGGACAAAGACAUGGCCGGCCAGUGCUCGGCUUUUCAGGACAAAUUCAUGUUCCCCGCCGCGGGUGGGAAUCUCACUGGGGUACCGCACAUGUUCCCAGUACCUGGUCUCAUCCAACCUGGUCAGCCCAAUCUCUAUCUCAAUGGGGAAGAGGCCUCCGAAAACAUGAGGAAAUGGACUGUGGAUGAUGUUUCUAAUUUCAUCCACAGCAUACCAACUUGCGCUGAAUACGCCCAGGUCUUCAAGGACCACAUGAUUGAUGGGGAGACGCUGCCUCUGCUCUCUGAAGAGCAUCUCCUGGACACGUUGGGCCUCAAGCUGGGACCCGCCCUCAAGGUCCGAUCCCAGGUGUCGCGGCGCCUGGGCAGCAUGUUCUACAUGAUGAACCUCCCGCUUCCCGCCGCCGCCGCCAAUGCGGCCGCCGCCAUCCAGGCCGCGUCCGACAAGCCCGGCGACAGGUCGUCGGAGGUCGGGUCGCCCGUCGCGUGCAACAGCGAGGAGAUCAUGGGAAGCCCGAGAGAAGCGGACCUCCUCAAACCGGAGCACCUCAACGAGACGGAGAACCACUCCCCUCCUUCUGCGAGCAGCGAGACCGCGUAGAUAGCGUAGGAGAGCCCGAUUUGCGAUGAGUUCUGUAUGCUGUUGUAGGCCUGAAUGGUAGGCCUGUUUGCUGAUUGGUUCAUGAGGCUGGUGGAUGUUUUUUACAUACGUGUUUAUAAUCUGCUUUUAUCGGUUUUACUUGUAAUAGACUGCACAUCUUGCUAUCAGGGAUAACUCACAACAAACAUCAUAUGUCUAUUUUGUUUGCCACAGUACUAAAAGUGAGGUAAAAUGACAUGUAUGCUAUUUUUAGAUUACAAUGGGAAAAGCUUUUUAUAUAUCCGUAAUAUUGGUGUUCACAAAACCGUGAAUUAUUGUACCAUAUAUACUAUUCUGUGUUUAACUCUUUAUUGAGGCUGCUAUUGCUCUUUUCUCAUCGUUUGUACAGAAUUUGAAAUGAUUACAUAUUUUUUAAGUCUUUGUUUAGGAUGAUGAAAAGGAUUUUUACUGUUUGGAAGUGAAAAUCAAUUAAAUCAAUCAAUUCAAUUGGUUUCCGAUGUUUGCAUGUAAAUAAAGACUUUUUCUGUUUA